UUGAAUCAGUCUUCUUCACAGAGAUUUUAUGAGUAAAGGGUUAAAAAACUCAUGCAUCGGAAGCAUGGAUUUUCUCUCUACUUAUACAUCUAUCUUAAAAACUAGUUGUGAUUUCAACUGAAACAUAUGUUUUGCGAGGCCAACUUCGCCAAAAGAAGAUUUUUGAGUGUUGAAGAUGGCAUCGGAAAAAGACGAUCUUGUAUGGGUUCUCGACAAAAGAGUUGCAAUCUUAUCAGUUUUUGCAUUUGCGUUUCUUGUACGCGUCUUGAUAUCGCUACAUCCCUACUCUGGCGAAGGGAAACCACCAAUGUAUGGAGACUAUGAAGCUCAGAGACAUUGGAUGGAGAUCACUGUCCAUACUCCUGUAAAGGAAUGGUAUAGAAAUACCACUAAUAAUGAUCUCAAGUACUGGGGUCUUGAUUAUCCUCCACUCACCGCUUACCAGAGCUAUGUUCAUGGAUUGGCUUUACAAGCCUUAGAACCUCAAUCUGUUGCCCUUCACACAUCCAGAGGCUAUGAAACACCUAGCAGUAAACUUCUAAUGCGUUGGACGGUGUUAUCAUCAGAUGUGCUCAUAUUUUUCCCUGCUGUUCUUUUUUUUAUUUUUGCCUAUUAUCAAGGAAUGAAAGAUGAAGAACUUGCAUGGGCACUUGCAAUGGUUCUUCUUCAGCCAUGUCUAAUGUUGAUUGACCAUGGCCACUUUCAGUAUAAUUGCAUCAGCCUUGGUUUUACUGUUGGAGCAAUAGCUGCAGUUAUUUCAAGGAGAGAGCUGCUUGCUUCUGUUCUUUUCUGUCUGGCGCUUAAUCAUAAACAGAUGAGUGCAUAUUAUGCUCCAGCUUUUUUUGCUCAUCUUCUGGGGAAGUGUAUACGUCGUCAAAAGCCCAUUUAUGAGGUCAUAAAGCUUGGCCUUGCAGUUCUUAUAACAUUUACAGUUGUUUGGUGGCCUUUUAUUUACUCCAAGGAAGCCAUACUAGAGGUUCUUGCACGCUUAGCACCAUUUGAACGGGGCAUAUAUGAGGACUAUGUUUCUUCUUUCUGGUGUGCCACUUCUUUGUUCAUAAAGUGGAAGCAGAGAUUUUCAAUGCUAACACUGUCACGCUUUGCUUUGGGUGCCACUUUGACUGCAACUCUACCAUCUAUGGUUCAGCAAAUAUGUGCUCCAAGUAAUAGGGGAUUCUUAUAUGCAUUGCUCAAUAGCUCGUUUGCCUUCUAUUUGUUUUCAUAUCAAGUCCAUGAAAAGUCAGUAUUGCUUCCUCUACUGCCAGCAAGCCUCCUGGUUUUGGAAGAACCUCGUCUUUUCAAGUGGCUGAUAUUUUAUGCGAUGCUUUCAAUGUAUCCCCUUCUUCGUCGUGAUGAAUUGACAACAUGUUAUAUAGCUCUGUUGUGUUUGUUCAUCCUUCUAUUUUAUGCACCUGUGGAAAGAAAGAUGGAAGUCAGCAGGAAUGAUAAGAUACAACAGAGGGCUCCAAAGUUUUUGAGGUUACUAAUGCAGCUUUCCUUUUUGAUCAUAGUCAUCCUGCAUCUAUCAUAUAUGCUUUUGCAACCUCCGAAAAGAUACCCCUUCAUCUUUGAGGCUCUCAUUACAUCAUUUGCAUUUUCUCAAUUCGCUGUGCUUGCAAUAUAUACAAACAUAAAACAAUGGAGGUUACCUAGGGACAUGGCAUAUAGUUCAAUUGGCAAAGAAAAGAUUUACUAACUGAGAAAGUUAGUGAACUAAUUUUCAUUUAUUCUAUUUAUGUAAUACUGUUUUGUCUCUCAUCAACUGAUAUUCAUGAGGAACUUUUGCUUGUUUUUAACGAAAUAAAAGCAAUCCUCAAUUCUUUCUGACA
Messenger RNA from Cryptomeria japonica (Japanese cedar), 1829 nucleotides. Its product is annotated as probable dolichyl pyrophosphate Man9GlcNAc2 alpha-1,3-glucosyltransferase. The record is from RefSeq and is a predicted model, not a curated record. The coding region runs from base 176 to 1696 and encodes 506 amino acids. Gene Ontology annotation, cellular component: endoplasmic reticulum membrane. NCBI's taxonomy places the organism in Eukaryota, Viridiplantae, Streptophyta, Pinopsida, Cupressales, Cupressaceae. The transcript has 7 exons. Gene Ontology annotation, biological process: protein N-linked glycosylation. Gene Ontology annotation, molecular function: dolichyl pyrophosphate Man9GlcNAc2 alpha-1,3-glucosyltransferase activity.